UUUUUUUUUUCUUUCUCUUCCUGCAAAUGAGAAAGUUUUGGAUCAGAACAUUCUCUGACUCUCCGUAUAUAUUUUUCUUUCACCAAGAAGCCGCCUUCUUUUUAUCAUUGGCGCCAACAGAAAAAAAUAAUACUAAUAAAAAUAAAAUAAAUAAAAUAAACCCAUAGUAGCAAGUUUCUCAUAAGCAUCCAUAUCUUAAACCCAUCAUACCUUGCACCAUUCUGGACAACCGCCAGACAGGUAAGAAACGGGCUUCCGUCGUGUAGAUUAUAGUGACCGGAAAGUUAGAUUAGGGAAGGAGAGGAUAGAUGGGAAAUGUAAACGGUAGAGAAGAGGGAGUAAAAGGGCCAGAUGAAGACGGAUCCAACGGUCAAUCAACGCCCAUCCAAACCGCCUAUUCGUAUCGUGCAGCUGCGGUUGCUUCUUCGGUUCCUAUGGCUAAUGCUAGCAACGAUAAUAACAAUAAUAAUUACAUUAAUACGACACCGUCUCGCAGCCCUGCUCGUUCCGCUUCCCCUCUUUUGUUCGCUUCUCAGAUUCCUAUAGCUUCCUUUCAGAGGUCUGAUGGCCUGCCUUUUUUAAAUCAAAUGUGGCGAAAUGAAUCUCCUGGAGUUGUUGAUCAUCCUCCUGAGCAAGGAAUCCCAACCAUUAUCUCCUGGAACUAUGGUGGUAAUGAAGUAUUCCUUGAAGGAUCUUGGGAUAACUGGAUGUCAAGGAAGCGAAUGCAAAGAUCUGGUAACGAUCAUUCUAUUCUGCUGGUCCUUCGAUCAGGUAUAUACCAUUAUAAGUUUAUUGUAGAUGGGGAAUGGAGAUAUAAUCCAGAUCUUCCUUGUGUGUCUGAUGGGAUGGGCCGUUUUUAUAAUCUUCUUGAUGUUAAUAAUUAUGUGCCAGAAAACCUGGACAGUGUGGCUGAAUUUGAGGCUCCACCAUCUCCAGGCUCCACUUAUGGUCAGUCAUUUCCAAGUGAGGAAGAUUUUGCAAGAGAGCCAUUAGUUGUUCCACAACAGCUGCGUCUUACUGUCCUUGGUAUGGAGAAUUCAAAUGAAGCUUCUUUAAAACCUCAACACGUUGUGCUUAACCACCUUUUUUUAGAUAAAGGACGGGCAUCUCAGUCUCUAGUUGCUUUGGGACUUACCCAUAGGUUCCAAUCCAAAUUUGUCACUGUUGUCCUUUAUAAGCCUCUCAAAAGGUAGCGCCUACUCUGUCAAGCUUGGCGGUAAAGAAUAGAUGAUCACUUUUCUAAAUAUGGGCUUUGUGAAUGUAUCUCUGUUUAUAGAAUGCUGGGACUUUAUAAUAUACUCGUUUGAUUUGUUGUAUCUUUAAGCUUUUAUGUUCUAGCUUUUCGUACGCUUUUAAUGUUCUUCAAGAUCUAGGGCAGCGGAAGAUCAAUUUCAGUGUCCUGCAAGUACUAGUAGAUCUGGUUUAGAAAAUGGGUAUUGAUGUGGCUAGGCUUUUUGUUGUAUUCUCGAAACUGAUAUGUUCGUUCUUUAGACUAAUUGAUGGAAAAUUGUAAA
Messenger RNA from Hevea brasiliensis (rubber tree), 1514 nucleotides. RefSeq names its product SNF1-related protein kinase regulatory subunit beta-1. Gene Ontology annotation, molecular function: protein binding. NCBI's taxonomy places the organism in Eukaryota, Viridiplantae, Streptophyta, Magnoliopsida, Malpighiales, Euphorbiaceae. The record is from RefSeq and is a predicted model, not a curated record. The transcript is spliced from 4 exons. The coding region runs from base 309 to 1193 and encodes 294 amino acids.